This is a messenger RNA of Racocetra persica, 640 nucleotides long. The record is from the annotation of a GenBank genome assembly. NCBI's taxonomy places the organism in Eukaryota, Fungi, Glomeromycota, Glomeromycetes, Diversisporales, Gigasporaceae.
AAAAGUUGGUGGAACAGCUACUGUUCUUCACACUCCAAUUACACGGAAAAAGUUAAUUAAUUUAUUUAUGCAUUUGGAAAGCAGUUCCUCUGCUACUAAUAAAAAUGAUAAGAACCUCCAUGUUAAUGAGAAUAUUUUGAUGGGAGUAGCGGAUAAGUUUUAUAAGUCUGAAGUUGCAUAUCAAGAUUUAUAUGAAGGCAUAACAAAAAGUGAUUCUAAGAUGAACAAGUGUAUUUUAUGUGUGGACGAUAAUUCUAUUAGUCUCGAGAACACAUUACAACAAGUUUCAAAACUUGGUUAUUCAACAAUUUCUGCAACUAAUGGUCUAGAAGCAGUCACAUUGAUUGAUUCGAAAUCCUCGAGUUCAUUCUUUUCAGAUGUAGAUCAGAUAAAGCCUAAUAAAGUUUCAUUAAUUUUAACAGAAUAUAAUUUACCAAUAAUGGCAGGAUUUAACGUUUCACAAGCAAUUAGGGCAAUGAAACCACCAAUUUCAAGUAUACCAAUCAUUGUUCUAACGGCUUUACCGGUAGAUGAGAUACGAAAUAAAUGUAUCGAGUCAGGAAUAAAUGAUUAUCUUGCAAAGCCUUUGAAAACUGAAGAACUUGAAAAGGUUCUAACUAAAUGGAUUGGUAAAAAUUAG